AUGGACGAGAUUGCGCAUAUUGUGGUGAUUCGAGACACACUCAUGAGACUUGUUGUAAAUUGCAUGGCUACCCCGACUGGUGGGCUACUCUUAAAGAUCGCACACAACGCGAUACAACCAGCAAUGAUAUUAGUUAUGGAUUCCAUACUUCCGAUAAGAUUGAUUCUAGGAGCUGGAUAA
Messenger RNA from Prunus armeniaca (apricot), 180 nucleotides. The record is from the annotation of a GenBank genome assembly. Lineage: Eukaryota; Viridiplantae; Streptophyta; Magnoliopsida; Rosales; Rosaceae.